This is a messenger RNA of Sinocyclocheilus grahami, 2570 nucleotides long. RefSeq names its product dnaJ homolog subfamily B member 6-like. The record is from RefSeq and is a predicted model, not a curated record. Lineage: Eukaryota; Metazoa; Chordata; Actinopteri; Cypriniformes; Cyprinidae. The transcript has 9 exons. The coding region runs from base 120 to 1052 and encodes 310 amino acids. Gene Ontology annotation, molecular function: Hsp70 protein binding.
CUGUUUGUUGUCCCCUCUUUUAUGUCUUCUUCAACUAGAUUUCUCACUCUCUUUUUCUUCCAGGGCCACUGCUGAAAAUUUAUCCUCAUCCAGAGGAGUGGAAACCCAAAACUUGAGCCAUGGGGGAUUAUUACAAGAUCCUGGGUGUGAUGAAAAAUGCAUCCCAUGACGAUAUAAAGAAAGCGUACAGAAAAGAAGCACUAAAGUGGCAUCCAGAUAAAAACCCAAACAACAAAGAACAAGCUGAAAAAAUGUUCAAAGAGAUCUCUGAGGCAUAUGAAGUCCUGUCAGAUGAAAACAAACGGAGACAGUAUGAUAGAUAUGGUAAAGAAGGCCUAUCUCGUAGAGGAGGCCAUUAUGACGAGGAUUUCAUGGGCGGAUUCACAUUCCGAAAUCCAGACGAUGUCUUCAGGGAAUUCUUUGGAGGCCGAGAUCCUUUUGCAGAUUUCUUUGCUGAUGACCCCUUUGAAGAUUUCUUUGGUGGUGGGCAGCGUCACAGGGGUGUUAGCAGGAGCAGAACGACAGGUUCAUUCUUUCCUGGAUUUUCUCCAUUUGGUUCCCCCUUUUCUGGGUUUGACACAGGUUUCACCUCGUUUGGCCCAAUGGGUGGGGGUGGCUUCACCUCAUUGUCCUCCACAUUUGGUGGUGGUGGGAUGGGUAACUUCCGCUCUGUCUCUACAUCCACCAAAUUCAUCAAUGGAAAGAGGAUCACCACCAAACGUAUUGUAGAGAAUGGUCAAGAGAGAGUGGAGGUAGAGGAGGAUGGUCAGCUCAAAUCUCUCACAGUCAAUGGUAUUUCUGAUGACAAUGCAUUGGAGGAAAGCCGCAGACAGAAUACCCUCACUGGCACUGGCCCACACAACAGUUACCUCCGAAAUGUGGCCCAGAACCCUUCAGUGAAGGAGGAGGAGGAGGAGGACAGAGGCCUGCAGAAUCUGGGACUUGCCAGAGGGAUUUAUGACGCCAGGAGAAAGAAACUAUUGUUGAAGGAAUCAGACACCAAAAAGAAGCGGAUGCCAAGAAUGGCUCCUCGGAUUGGGGUGUGGUUUUAACAAUUUUUACAAUAUAUAUACAUAUAUUUGUGUUGUCUAUACUGUUCAUUUUCUAGAAACUGAGGGGAUAUAUAAAGACAUGCCUAUUAAAUACUGUCAAACAUGCUCAAAUUAUUAUUUUUAAAUAGCAUACAUAGAAAGCUUAUUUCUCAAUGUUCUGCUUUGACAUGUUGCAUUCAUCUAGCGUUGUCAAAGUCAGUAUGACCCAGUCGCAGUCACAUCAGCUCAUUGUAACUAUUUUCUCCAUUCUAUUUUUUUUUCUUGGAUAAAGUUCAAAACAAAUUGCAUUUAACCAACCAUAUGAUUUAAUCAUCUGGUGAUCCAUCACCAUGCAUGUAAUGCAAAUGAUCUUUCAUUAUCCCGAUUUAAUGUGUAAAAAGCAAUCACACUCACUGUUGUACUUACUUUAUUCAUGGUUUUUAAGCAUAUUGUGGGACAUUCCCCUGCAUUGCUGUGGAAUUGAAAACAGGCAAUCCGAGAGAGAGAGAGCCUAAACACAUCACUCAUGGAUAAUUAAACCCAACUGAAAUACAUUUAUUCAUGUUUUAAAACACUAAUAGAUCUCUUCAUUAUUCUUUAAAAUGAUGUUCAGGUUACUAACAUGUCUGUUUUCAACACUUUGAUAUAUUUUUGAUGAAGAAAAUAAUUCAUUAUAAACAUAAAAGUGGGGCACUUUAAAGUUUGUGUGUUUGCCAUACAUUUGGCGCUUUAUACAUUUUGUAUUAAAUGAUGGAGCACAAACUCAGGAAUGACAUGUAAAAUACUUGAAAGCAUAAAUAUGGAAGGGACAAAUAAAAGAUAGCUUGAUGGGGGAAUAUAGAACAGGUCGGACUGCUGCACUGAGAUAGGAAAGAGAGAAGGACAAGGGAGAAAAAGAGGGGGAAAAGACUUUUUAAUUAUUCAUUCACCAAUGUGAGAGAACACAUUUUCACCAGUCUGCCUUUUGAUCCAGUCUUAAGCACUGUAUCAAUAUUUCAGAGAAAACUCCAGAUGUGGUAUGUCCUUUCAGAACUGGGAGCAUGGCUUUAAUUUUACCCCGUCUACUGCAUGUAUGUUUCGUUUUGUUUUUCGAUAUGAAACAGAGACUCAAAUCUGUGGAAAGAUUAAAAAGGGAAAUAAAAAUGAAGCCCCACAACGACACAUUUUUAGUAAUACACAUUAAAAAGUUUCUACUCUGAUGUGUUAUAGCCAAAUUUUGCUGAUGCUUUAUGUAUUAUUUGUUGAUACAAAAUUUAAGCUGUUAAUUGGUAGUGGUGUGAACUGAGGCAGUUUUAGUCAAGUACUGUUAUUUUCAAAGCCAUGAACGGCUGUUCAUGCUCUACAGCAACAACUAAUAAAUUGUGUUUUGGGGGAAAAACACUCAACACAAAACAUUUUAACCAUACUAGACAAUGGCUUGUUGUUUACUUACAGUUGUGAAGGUUUUUCUUUGUAAUAUUGGCCAAAAAAAGCUUAUUUCUGAAGCGUGUAUGUAUAGUUAUUUCUUCCUUUUUUUUUUAAAACACACCAAUAAAGCCU